Molecule: messenger RNA, 1677 nt
Organism: Penicillium mononematosum
Lineage: Eukaryota; Fungi; Ascomycota; Eurotiomycetes; Eurotiales; Aspergillaceae
Exons: 1
Coding region: 1-1677 (558 amino acids)
Source: RefSeq, a predicted model, not a curated record
AUGCGACCGCCAUCGCUCCUCCCGCUAUUCGGGUUUCUCGGCUUAUCAUGCGCCCUCUCAACUGCGGCAGAUAACGAGCCAGUCAAAAAUGCAAAUCACAUUUUCAACGUGAUCCAAGACUCAAUGCGCCAGUGGGGAUCGUCCCUACACCAUAAUGGAGUGUCGUUCUUCCUCGCGAGUGUUCCCGCCGGUACGCAGUUCUACCAUGGAACCUCCAAGGCCAGUCCAGUGAAUGGUACCGAGUGGUUGGCGUUUGAGCCCGAACAUGCCAUGGUCUUCGCCCGGCCGCGACGCGGCCCCCCACCGCAUCUACCGCCCGGCGAUCCCGAUACCGAGCGACAUGAUGGAGGCCAUAGCGAACUGCGGAAGCGAGAACACCAUGAGAAAGAUAAGAAACAUCAUGGCCCGCCAGGUGGUCGCCCGCCGAAGGCAUUCGAUGAAAAUGAGGCCGGGUAUUUGCAUACCUAUGCUGCAGCCAAGGAUCUCCGCCUUUUAUACCUCGACGGUAUGUCUGCUGCCAAGUCAUCGAAGGGCACGCUUGAUUCCCAGGAUGCGGUUCUGUUCGCCGGCUCGCUGGACGACCAUCCGAGUCCGGGUGGACAAGAGAGCGAACGCGCCAGACUAGCCUGUGAGAUGGCCCAGAAUGAAUGGGAGGGUCGCAUCGACGGCGUUCUACGCAUGGAAGCCGGCUUUGAGAUUAUCCUGUGCGAUUUCAAGCGCGAUCUAAUUCCCGUGCGAAUCACGCAGGUCAAGCAAAGCUCCGAGGAACACCGUGGGCAUGGGGAUAACCGUAAACAUGACGACCGGGAUGGUCCUCGCAAACAGGCUGAUGACAAGCACCAUGACGGUCGUGGUCCAAGCAAGGGUGAUGAUGGUAAUAGACACGGGCCCCGUGGCCCCGGUGGUCCUGGAACACCUCCCCCUGGCGGACCUGGAAACGGGCCCGACGCGUCGCGCUGGAUGCGUGCAAUUACCGCACGGUACAACGGGAUCGGUGGAAACCGUGUCUCGCUGAACUUCAACCACUUCGUGACAGCCUUCUCCCACGACGUAGAGCUCUUCGAACACAAUUCAACCCUUCCCCGACUUGUUAACCUCUCUAAUGAAGAGCGCGCUGCUAUCCGUGCCGAAGUCACGGAUCUGGUCAUGACGCAUCAUCCUGCCGAAGUCUGCGAGGACUGGCAGGCGAUUACGGAUAUGAUUGUGACUCGGUAUAGCAAGGAGCUGUCGUACUUUGUUUCCGGUAGCAUUCAUUCAAUUGAGCGCCUGCAAUCUGAGAUUGAGCGUGUUCUGUCUCCAUUCAUUGACUAUAGUGAGCGGGAUGAUGUCGCUGAGAUUGAGCGUUGUGCAACUCAGUUCAUGCCGUCGACAUCCUUUGAGAGUGGGGACAUCGCGGCGCGUGCUGUUUAUGGUGUUGCUUACAAAAUUUGUUCGUCUCUGGUUGAGGCUGGCAAGGGGCCGGAUCUUGAGUCUGCGGUUCAUGUUAUUCGGGAUCUAGUUGGGUAUCUUGAUUGGGCGACCUGGAAGGAGUGCCGGGGUUGUGCGGCGAAUGAGAUUUGUGUUGUGCCUAUCUGGCCGAUGGGUACGGUCCAGGACUAUGAUAGUCCACAGUGCAAGGAUGCAUCGAAUCCAUACGACCAAGGCGGAGAGAGUUACUGGGGUGGAAUGCACCACUGA